CAAUUAUUUAAAACAAUAUUUGUUUAUAUUUACAUAUAAAUUAUUUAAUUUUAGUAUCAGUGAAAUGUAGGCAACGGUUUUAAUUAAAAAAGUGUUUAAUUUCGUUUAAAAUGGAUUAUUUUGCUUUCUGACCCAAAUAAGUAACGGCGUAGCUAUGGGAGUGCAGAUUGCUGUAAUUAGAGUCUGCAGGUAGCUUUGCGGGGAUAAUGCCAAAGCGAAUACCAUUCCAUAUCGUUUACGCAACAAGCGAGGACAGCUCCUAUCCAGCAUGCGAGCUCAACGCACAAGGACCAGCUGCCCGAGGAUGGAGGAGUUCAGGUCCACCUCCGCACGAGCUACUCCUCCGCCUGCAAGCCGUCACCAGUAUACACAAGCUUCAGCUACUCGCCCAUCAUCAACUUAUACCGGCAUGCGUGGAGGUAUUGGUCUCCGGCGGAUUAGUCUCCGAAGGGGCAGCAACACCAUGCGGAGCAACUUACACCAGCGUCGGACGCGUCACUCUUGCCAAACCGGCCCCGCAGGCACGAACAAGAGAAUUAAGAUCCGCAGCACUCCCCGAACCAACUAUUGCUAGAUUUGUAAAGCUCCGACUGUCUGGGCCACAUCCACCGUCAAAGGAAGAUGACCAAGUAGCAUUAAUGGCAGUUAACGUCCUUGGUGAUGAAAUAGAAGAUACCAACAAAUCGCCCCCACUCAAGAAAGCUGAAGUAUGCUUUUCCCCGUACGAUGAUCUGGCAUUUGUUAUGUAUGUCGACAAUGAAAUAGCUGAUCUUGUGCGCAGCUUAGAUAGGAAGAAAAAAACCGCUGUUGCUGAAGAACGCUUCGAAUAUGCAAGACGCUUAAAAUCUGCUGGAUCUGCAUUAGCUGCUGCUGGAAUAAGGAUUGGGAGAUGGAGACUCCGCAAAAGAACAGCUGCAGCUCGAGAUGACUUUGAAUUGGCAAGACGCAUGAGGGAUAGAAUAGCAGAUGCUCUCAUUGGAGUGAAGGAAGAUCCUGAGUUGAGAAGACUGUUUGAAGAUGAAGGCCCGGAUACCCGCAAUGAUUCCUCUAUGCCUCAAGCGUAUGAUUUCUCUCACCAUCUCUCGCCAUCCGUCGCCGCCGGAAUACAAAGUGUUGACAUCCCCUCACCAGUGCCUCCAAUAGAACACCUCUCGGAACCGCCAGAUGAAUUCAAUAGUGUCGAUGAUAUGGAUGGUCAUCAUAUUCCUGCUUCACCCGUCCAAACUAUAGAAGAUGAUACAGAAGUACAAUUAGAACCUGUCCAGUCAAUCGAACCGGUCCAAGAAGAUAAACAAGAAAUACAAAAGAAAGAAGAUGAAGAAUUGAGGAAAGAAACAGACAGUCCUCGAAGAAGCAUAACACCUAACGCUGCAAACGGUACUCUCGUAAGGCGAAGAAACAAAAGUGCAGGCCCAAGGUCAACCUUUGAAGCUUACGAAGAAAGAUUGUUACCAGCUUUAAGACAUUCCCAUACCAACGAAUACCUGCGCGAGGCCCGCGAGGAGGAGUGCAGCGGCGGCAGCGCGUCCUCGCACGCGCGCGCUCCGCACCGCCUCACUGAGCGCGAGAGGAAGCAAGCCGCGCUUCCGAUACUUAUAUUCGGUUAUCCCUUGGUUGAAAAGUUCUUCUCUAAAAAUUAUCUGGAUAAAGAAGAGGGUCUUGCUCGUCUAAGAACUGAAAUGACGUCUCCAUCAAAUGGCAGUACAAAGACCUCUCCGAACAAGACCGCGAGGGCCGCUGCAACACUACUCCAAAGGGCGCUGAGAGAUAAAGUGUUCUCCGUGUAUAGCCAAGCUAAUGAAGUCGUUAGAGUUUUGUUUAAAGAAUUUGUACCCGACAGAGUUUGCGCAGCAGAAGUAGGACGUUGUCUUGAGAAGCUAUUGCCAGAACUGCUUCGCGCCUGCGGUGACCCCGCACCUCGUGUGCACUCCACCGCACAGCACACAGUGCUCACAGUCGCAGACUGUCCGCCAGUUAGGAGUCUUCAUUUGAUACCGCAACAACUAGUCCGUCCUGUAGCUGCUUCCAUGCAUCCUCGGCUCGCCCUGUCUCGUCUCCAAAUGUUGGAACAACUCAUUCUGAGUCAUGGCAUUUCAACAGAUAAAAAUAGCGGUCUUACGGUUCGUCGCCUAGCAGAAUGUGGCGCAGCCGGCGCUCAGCAUGCGGCGGGAUCAGUACGAGCUGCCGCUGAACGUAUACUUUUAGCUGCUUAUGCGAGAUCUCCAAGAGUUGUGAGAGCCCAACUACCCCCAGAUGAUGCUGUUACAAGACGAAAUCUCAUUUAUAGACAUCUAUUUCAACAGUUUGAUAGAAUUGAUAUGCAGAAAAUGUUGAAUCAGGCACCAACUGAAGAACAGAUACUCAAUGGUGGGGAUCAAUCAACUGCAGAUUCAAAUCUCGAAGCGAGCGUUAGUCACUCCACCAGAAGUGGCACAACUGUGAGCGGUAUGAGCACAUCGUUUGGCAUGACGUCAUCAUUAGAUGCCACAUCUUCAUAUAGCUUAAAAUCAAGUGCAAGUGGAGGUACAUUAGCGCCAUCAAGCUUAAGCGGUAGUUUCACAACAUCGAGAACUAAAAGCAGCUUAAAAAAGUCUCCUACUAAGAAGUAUACACCAACGGUGAAGUCAAAAGAGGGCACCAAUUUUCCUGGCUAUAAUAAACUGAGACUUGACAGCGCAGUCAGUCCUAAACAUUCACCAAGAUCCUCAGUAACUGGUAGUGAAAAGGUACAUUUCGAAGAAAAACAUACUGAUGAUGUUAUAUACCGUAGAGCAAAUCGAAAUAUAGAAAAUCGUCAUUCCAUGAUUCACUACGACCACGAUCCCUCUAAGCCUCAACUAAAAGAACGACCCGCGACUGUUUACGAACCUUUACACUUAGAAUACAGGGAUUCCCCAACAAUUGGAUCACCGAAGACGUCAAAGAACGAUCUCCGUAGUAUGGACUCAUUACCGAUGGACUCCCCGCAGAUGUCUAGGAAUGAUUUGAGAUGUGAUUCAGAUAGUAGAAGUCUUGAUUCACCUAAACUUAAGGCUGAUUAUUUUAGAGAUGUAGGCUUGGAGUCACCCAAGCUGGUGGCGGGUGUUAGAAACUUGCAUUUAGAUGAACAUAGUCAAAUGGAUGAAAGCGGAUAUUAUAGUCCAGGAAGGAGGCAGCAAAUGUCUAGUAGUGAACAUCAGUUUGAAGGAUACGAAGCGGUCGGUGUUGAUGCUAGUAGCGAAACUACUCCGGAACCGGUUUGCAAUACGUCGUGUUCGUGGUGCGGUCGACGCGUGCGCGCGGCUGCACUGGAGGCGCACUACUGGCGACGCUGCGUGCUGCUCGCGCGCUGCCCGCACUGCCAUCUCGCGCUCGAAGCGAGAGUUCUACACGCGCAUUUAUUGGAGGAGUGUUCGCUUAGCGAGGGUCUCUGGAAGGCAUGUCAAAAAUGUGGCGCAGCGCUACGAUCUGAUGAGAGCGAUUACCACGUCAACUGCAUCCCAUUGAGCUUUGACGAAUGGAAGUGUCCAUACUGCCUAACAAAUAUCCUGGCUCGGGACCUCCCAUGGCAAAGGCAUCUGAUGCAAUGUCCACGCAAUCCACGACUCAGGCAGCAAAAUUGAAGCUUAAAUUUUCGUCCACAGAUCAGAUAAGUCA
Nymphalis io (European peacock) is the source of this 3636-nucleotide messenger RNA. Its product is annotated as centrosomal protein of 104 kDa. Gene Ontology annotation, cellular component: cilium. The transcript has 20 exons. Lineage: Eukaryota; Metazoa; Arthropoda; Insecta; Lepidoptera; Nymphalidae. Bases 207 to 3602 code for a protein of 1131 amino acids. The record is from RefSeq and is a predicted model, not a curated record.